Penicillium alfredii is the source of this 1761-nucleotide messenger RNA. RefSeq lists its product as uncharacterized. The record is from RefSeq and is a predicted model, not a curated record. The transcript has 9 exons. Gene Ontology annotation, molecular function: FAD binding. Lineage: Eukaryota; Fungi; Ascomycota; Eurotiomycetes; Eurotiales; Aspergillaceae. Bases 1 to 1761 code for a protein of 586 amino acids.
AUGACUAGGACCGAGUCGACAGUGGAUGUGUUGGUAGUCGGAGCAGGUCCCGCAGGCUUGAUUGCCGCCACUUGGAUGGCAAAGUGCGGAAUCAAGACGCGCAUCGUUGAGCAACGUCCAUAUAGACUUCGGCUCGGUGGAGCAGAUGGAAUCAACCCUCGAUCCAUGGAGAUAUUCGAGAGCUUUGGCUUUGUGCAGGAAGUAGCCAGGCUAUGGGAGCCGAUCACAAGCUGGGCAGCCUGGAGUCGAGACGCCAAGGGCAAUUUUGAGAAAAUUCCUCACUCAGACUCUCCCACAUCUUUCCGUACAAAAUAUUCCCCGGGACUCUUGCAGCAAGGCGUCAUCGAGAAAAUUAUGAAGCAUCAUCUCGAGGGCUCUCUUGUUCAGCCCGAGUAUGAAACAGCACCUACAAGCCUCUAUAUCAAGGAAGGCGAGGUGGAUGAUCCAGACGCCCAUCCGUGCGUGCUUACUCUGCGAAACCAGGCGAAGGAGCUCCAUGGCAGUACACACUGGUCCCCCGAGGAGGUCAUUCGAGCCAAAUAUGUGAUUGGUGCCGAUGGAGCCCGGUCCUGGAUGAGGAACCAACUGGGAUUCAGCAUGGAGGGGGCCCAAACUCGAUCUGUGUGGGCUGUGGCCGAUCUUGUCGUCGAAUCGGACUUCCCCGAUAUUCGCACCUGUACAACGGUCAACACUUUCGGAGGGCGAGGGCUCUUUUUCCUCCAUCGCGAGCGCGGCUUGACCCGUUUCUAUGUUCAAUUGAAUCGAGCCGACGAAGAGGGGGUCCCUAAGGAAUCAGUCACCCAGGAUUUGAUCAUCCAAAGAUUGCGACACCUCCUGAGACCGUACAUUAUAACGGUGAAGCAUUGCGAAUGCUAUACGAUUGGUCACCACCUAAGCAGUGGUAUGAGCAAGAACAAUCGUAUAUUCCUUGUUGGGGACGCUGUGCACAAUCACUCUCCCCUCGUCGGCCUGGGAAUGAACGUCAGCAUGCAGGACUCUUACAAUCUCGGAUGGAAGCUUGCUGGUGUUGUGAAGAAAGAACUGAACCCGAAAGUUUUAUCAACUUUCGAAACUGAGCGGCGUCCGGUUGCCGAGACUCUCAUCAGUACCGACCGCUUUCACUUAGGUCUCGUUGACACCAUGUCGACGGAAGGGUCGGAGCCAGCCUGGAUGCAGCAGCGCAGUCUUGAGCUUGAGCCGUUUCUACAGGGCUUCUCAGCCGACUACCAAGACUCCUUCCUGACGGCGACUCCGCAGAAGGCACCGAAAAUACUCGAUUGUGUAGCCCCUGGCAGACGUUUCCCCGAGCUGGCUGUGUCUGAUCAUGUUACUGGAAAGCCUUCCUCGAUACUCUCUCUAUGCCAGACAGACGGUAAAUUCCAUAUUGUCGUUUUUGUGGGCGACAUCACACAGCAAAAAGAGCUAGACAGGUUUAACGGGUUUGGAAUGGCGCUACAAAAGAUUGAGGAGCGCGUUUUGCCUCUUUCAUCUAGAGUAUUGGAUCUCCUUGUGGUUCACCGUGCAAGCAGGUCAGCGGCAGUGCAGGGAGACCUCACCAAAACCUUUUACCCUGCUAAGUGGACAAAGGAGCAAGGCAGUAACCAGAUCUACUGUGAUAUGGACAAAUCUUAUGAGGCUGCUGGAAUGGAGCCGGGAGGGUCAGUUGUGGUUAUCCGUCCGGAUCAACAUGUCGGAUGGUGUGGAGGGCUUGCAGAUGUGCAAAGCCUGGAAGACUACCUGAAUUUUAUUUUCGUACCGUGA